Molecule: messenger RNA, 2397 nt
Organism: Vanessa atalanta (red admiral)
Lineage: Eukaryota; Metazoa; Arthropoda; Insecta; Lepidoptera; Nymphalidae
Gene: Sgsh
Product: N-sulphoglucosamine sulphohydrolase
Exons: 10
Coding region: 74-1627 (517 amino acids)
Molecular function (GO): arylsulfatase activity
Source: RefSeq, a predicted model, not a curated record
UGCUAAAGUUGCCAACAAACACUGACACGUCAGUUGUCAGGCUAAGCGGCCGACACUCGACAGAAAUAUUGACAUGGCAGGUUCACCGGGCGCUGUUAUCGCAAUAUUGUUAUGUAUAAUAUCUGCCGAAACAGUGUUAUCUAAUAAAGCCCGUAAUGUUCUCGUAUUACUCGCGGAUGAUGGAGGAUUCGAACUCGGUGUGUAUCGAAAUAAGAUUUGCCAAACACCAAACAUAGAUGCACUAGCGCGACGCAGCCUCAUCUUUAAUAAUGCUUUUUCUUCCGUUAGCAGUUGCUCGCCCAGUCGAGCUGCACUUUUAACUGGUACGCCAAGUCAUCAAAAUGGCAUGUACGGGUUGCAUCAUGGAGUACAUCAUUUCAAUUCCUUCGAUAAUGUUACAAGUUUGCCAAAAAUAUUGCGGGAAAAUGGAAUCUACACAGGUAUAAUUGGUAAGAAGCAUGUUGGGCCCCAGAGUGUAUAUCAAUUUGACUUCGAGCAGACGGAAGAAAACAACCACAUCAAUCAAGUAGGCCGUAACAUUACGCAUAUGAAACUGCUCGCAAGAAAAUUCCUCGAAGAAGCCAAUAAGCAAAACAAGCCCUUCUUCCUGUACGUUGGAUUCCAUGAUCCGCAUCGCUGUGGACAUAGCGAGCCUCAGUGGGGACCUUUCUGCGAACGAUUCGGCUCGGGUGAGCCUGGCGCUGGACUGAUCCCAGACUGGAAGCCCUGGUACUACCAGUGGGAUGAGGUGCAGCUGCCGUACCAUGUUCAAGAUACUGAAGCUGCGCGAAGGGAUAUUGCAGCACAGUACACAACUAUGUCAAGACUUGAUCAAGGUGUUGCUCUCAUGCUCAAAGAAAUAGAAACAGCGGGACACAAGGACGACACACUGGUCGUGUAUACAUCUGAUAAUGGAAUUCCCUUCCCAUCCGGUCGAACAAACUUCUAUGACCCCGGCCUUCGAGAACCUCUAAUUAUUUCGUCACCUGAACCUAAUGCUAGGAAAAAUGAAGUGUCUGGUGCUAUGGUCAGCUUGCUGGACAUCAUGCCCACUGUGCUGGACUGGUUUGGAAUUAAAAGAGAACAGGAAAUGAGCAAUGACAUAUGGGGUGAUGACCAGCCAAAAAGCUUACUGCCGGUCUUAGAAAAGGAGCCGCCACAUUCAGAUAAAGAAGCAAUAUUUGCAUCACAAACACAUCACGAGAUUACCAUGUACUAUCCGAUGCGAGCCGUGCGCACGCGUCGUUACAAACUUAUUCAUAAUCUGAACUACGGAAUGCCCUUCCCAAUAGAUCAAGAUUUAUAUGUCUCCCCUACUUUCCAGGAUAUCCUUAAUCGUACCCGCAGUAAGCAGCAGCUGCCGUGGUACAAAACGCUCAAGCAGUAUUACUACCGAUCACAGUGGGAACUAUAUGAUUUGAAAAGUGAUCCCGAGGAGAUCAAUAAUUUACAUGGUAAACCGUCACUGGAGGAAGUCGAAUCAACUUUGCGCGAACGUCUUCACGAAUGGCAGCGCUCCACUCGCGACCCGUGGCUGUGCUCGCCCGACGCCGUGCUGGAGCGCGACGACAGCAGCGCCGUGUGCCGCUCGCUCGACAACGGCCUCUCGCACUACCAUCCGAGGUAGUCGGCACUGAUCUUUUGUUGAGAUUUGUUAAAUAAUGUCGAGUCCUCUUCUUACAAUUGACGUGACAUUGACGUGUUUAAUUAAACACACGCUAAACGACCUAUAAAGGGCCGACGAAGUUUUUUUAAUAUAAUUAAUGAUUAAAAAUGUUAUUACUAAUUUUCACAGAAACAACGUGUGCAAAUAUAUAGUUAAGCAAUUUCAUAUAAAGUUUAAAAAACUGAACCUCAUAAACAAAGGAAUAAAAUAUAGAAUUUGUAAGUCGAAAGCGGAACUUAAGUUUAUUUACAGAAACAAGUGAAUGUUAGGACGUAUUUGAUAUAUAUUUUUUUCCUUCUCAAGACUAUACAAUAUUCCAAUGACAAAUAGAUCUCUGCCAAUGAUGUCAAUUCGAGAUUAAACUUUUUUAUUUACCAUAAAGCUGUAAUUUUCCAAUUUAAGGUAAAUAUAUAAAUAUCUAUAUUCUAUACAUAAGAUCGUAAACGGACUGCGGAGUGUUUAGAAUUAACGCGAGAGCUGAUCGCUAUGCCAUGUUAAGUGUCGUCAAAGGCACAAAAACUAACAUAUCGGUAGCUAGUUUACACAUAGUUAUUGUUAUAAUUAUGAAAUAUGAACCAAUUCUAAUAAAAUUAAAUAAGUAGUUGAAAUUGAGUAGGAACACAUUACUUUUUAGAGUUAAGUACUUGUGAAUCUCUUUAUAAAACGAUACAUCGUUAACUUUAUUAGUAUCAAUAGAUUGUCUUUAAUACUGAUGUUAAAAUUUAUUAUAA